GCUGCAGUGCCGCCUCCCGUGAGCGAACCGGGGCUGCAGUGCCGCCUCCCGUGAGCGAACCGGGGCUGCAGUGCCGCCUCCCGGCCAGCAAGGAGCGGGAGAGGCACAGGCAGAGGCAGCGGCAGCCCCGGACCGGCCCCGCUCGCUCCGCCCCGGAAGGCUCUGCGGCCCCGCCGCGAUGCUGCAGCUGCGGGACGCGGACGAGCCCGGCCCGGGCGGCGGCUCCGGCAGCCCCGGCAGCCCCGGGGCCGCCACGCUGGUGCCGGGGGGGUCCGGGCCGCCCUUCGAGCCGCCCGCCCCGCGGGCCCGGCAGACGCUGCGGCCGCUCAGUGUCCGCACCGCGGGCCGCGCCGGCCGCCUGAGACAGUACUUCGUGUUCCGGCCCGGCACCAUCGAGCAGGCGGUGAGCGAGAUCCGGGUGGUCGUGCUGCCCGCCGAGGACGGGGAGGUGCAGAGCGUGUGGCUGCUCACAGAAAUCGAUCACUGGAACAAUGAGAAGGAGCGUCUUGUCCUCAUCACGGACUGGUCCCUCCUGGUGUGUAAGUACAACUUCAUCAGCCUGCAGUGCCAGCAGGUGACGAGGAUCGCCCUCAGCGCUGUGGACACCAUCUCCAUGGGAGAGUUCGAGUUCCCACCGAAAUCUCUGAACAAGCGGGAAGGUGUCGGUGUCCGCAUUCAGUGGGACAAGCAAAGCCGGGCCUCCUUCAUCAACAGGUGGAACCCCUGGUCCACCAACAUCCCCUACAUCACCUUCACCGAGCACCCCAUGGCAGACGCUGACGAGAAGGUCGCAUCCCUGUGCCGGCUGGAAAACUUCCAAACCCAGCUGAUCCAGGCUGUGAAGAAAGCCCACAAGGAGGGCCCUGUGCCAGGAAGUGCUUCUGGUGUCCUGGUGCUGGAGCGGCCCAUCCUCAUCGAGACCUACCUGGGACUGAUGUCCUUCAUCAACAACGAGGCCAAACUGGGUUACUCCAUGACAAGAGGAAAAAUUGGGUUUUAAGCCCCCUUGCUGUCCCCCGUUGAAGGGCAGGCCUGUUCUUCCUGUCCAUGAAGUGCCCUUGGAACCUGCUGAAACCCCACCCAAGUACCUGCUGUACCACAGAACCUUUGUGCCACGUUACUGCUGUGUCCCUGUGUAUGGUGUCAGAUCCUACCCUCUGCUUGGGACUGAUUAGUGUUGUCUAAAGAGGAAUUACUGUUCCAAUCUCCAUGAUCUCAGCGCUCUCAUUAAUGCCUGUUAGGAGUUUUGAAAGCUGUCAGUCAGUCUUUAACAAUAUUUGCUGGCUUUUGCUAAAGCUGCACUGUUCCACCUGCUCAGCAGCAGUUGGUGAACUCUGAAUAUGCUUUUUGUAAAAAUCCCUCUUAAGAACCCACUGGAACUUCCUCUGUUUCCUUGCUGCAGCCACAGAAUAAAGACUGUUGUGAGAGAACAUUGCCAAAAGCCUCACCAACACAUUUGCCUUCAAAGCUGUUCUUUGUAAAACUGAAAAGGAAUUCUAUUUUGGUUAGAUUGAUAUUCUUAGCCAUUUUUCUGAAAUCUACCCUAGUUUGGGCCAGGACUUUUUAAUGGAGACAGAGAAAAAAAACUUUCAGCACUGUGUGUCAGCCUUGCUUUAUACAUUCCUGCCCUGAGCCUCACGUCCAGGGAUUAAAUUGAGAAGCAGCACAAGAGACACUGAGCUGGCAUUGCUGAAGAGGUGAUUCUAACAAGCUUUUUCUUUGUGCAUGACCUUCUCUCCAUGCUCUUUUAUCAGAGCCUUUAUCUGCUGGAUAAACACUGCUGCAGUGGUGUUUUUUUGGCCUUAACAUAGGUGUGUGUUUGUGAAUCUCAUAAAAAGCUGGAGUCCUGAUGGAAUGCAACAAGCUGCAUUGUCCCUCUCUGUGCAUUUUCGAAGUUGUCUGUUCAGUUUUCAUUAACCUUGCAGUAAAGUUAAAUUUCAACUCAA
Chiroxiphia lanceolata (lance-tailed manakin) is the source of this 1946-nucleotide messenger RNA. It is a transcript of the gene TPRG1L, whose product is annotated as tumor protein p63 regulated 1 like. The transcript has 6 exons. Gene Ontology annotation, cellular component: synaptic vesicle; cytoplasm. NCBI's taxonomy places the organism in Eukaryota, Metazoa, Chordata, Aves, Passeriformes, Pipridae. Bases 179 to 1000 code for a protein of 273 amino acids. The record is from RefSeq and is a predicted model, not a curated record.